AUGACAGAAGAAGUCCCAUCAGCAUCUGGCAUGCCCGAGUGCAACGGGAGUGUACCCCUGGAGAAGGGCCCACUCCAGGUCAUUGGUGAAAUAGCAAAAUCUGUUGGAACGGUCCCUUACGCAAAUGCAGAAAUGAGCCCUGAUGCUCCACCUGCAGAAGAAAAUCAGGAGGAAAAUAGAAAUUCCUUGGCAGAGGAUAUAGUUCAUGGGGAUUUUGAUGGAGAGAAGCAAUGCGAAGAAAAGCGAGAGGAAAAUGAUGGGACACUACAGCAGGGAUCAGCUGAUAUCCAGGACAUGGAGACCGAUGGCCAGGAAUCAGAGGAAGGGCCAGGCAGUGAUGGACUGCCUGUGGGCAGCAGGGAGCCAGUGAUGGGGAUGUUAGCCAGCUCCGUCAAGGAGGCAGCAGAGACCCUCGCAGCCAGCACCGAUGGGAGGGGAAAUGCCACUGAAGAGGAGGAGGACGAGGAGGAUGAGGAGAACGAGGAGGAGGAGGACACUGAAGAGGAUGAAGUUCAAGUGAUUGAAAUCAAGAAGGAGAACAGCGAGGCAUCCCAUCUAAAGCAGUAUGACAGUAGCAAGGAGGCAUCUCCCCUGACCACCCCCGGCUGCAACUCCCCAGUGGAGAAACCAGAGGAACAGCCCAGCCUGGGGAAAAAAAAUGAUAUCUCCAGACACAGCUAUUCUAGGUACAACACAAUCUCCUACCGGAGGAUUAGAAAAGGAAACACCAAACAGAGAAUUGAUGAAUUUGAAUCCAUGAUGCACUUAUAA
Messenger RNA from Nestor notabilis (Kea), 771 nucleotides. It is a transcript of the gene ERMN, whose product is annotated as ermin, ERM-like protein. Gene Ontology annotation, molecular function: actin filament binding. The transcript is spliced from 3 exons. The record is from RefSeq and is a predicted model, not a curated record. Gene Ontology annotation, cellular component: extracellular exosome; myelin sheath; neuronal cell body. NCBI's taxonomy places the organism in Eukaryota, Metazoa, Chordata, Aves, Psittaciformes, Psittacidae. The coding region runs from base 1 to 771 and encodes 256 amino acids. Gene Ontology annotation, biological process: regulation of cell shape; morphogenesis of a branching structure; actin filament organization.